Molecule: messenger RNA, 5934 nt
Organism: Xyrichtys novacula (pearly razorfish)
Lineage: Eukaryota; Metazoa; Chordata; Actinopteri; Labriformes; Labridae
Source: the annotation of a GenBank genome assembly
AAUAUAAAUGUGCACAGUCGCUGCUGCGCUCCUGUUUGAGCGGGACUCGCUGAACCUCUCAGAGCCGCUGCAGCAAGUGACAGACAGACACAGCGGGACACUCAGAGGUAUGGAGUUAUACAUUUUAUCUGGUCUUUUGAGUAGCUAACUGCAUACAAUUUAAGAAGGUUAGUGGAAGAUUAAAGAGUAUUAUAGAGGCAUCCUUAAAAAGAGGCCUGCUGCACAAAGUGUUAAUGCAUGUUCUCAAAUAUAUAUAUUUUUUAAUUGCAUGUUUUUUUUUAUUUUUUGAAGGUUUUUGAAGCACAAAGUAACAAGGACUUUAUUUAGGUUAACUUUUUCAUUCUUAAAUUGGAUGUGAUUAUAACAUUUUAAAAAAUAUCUUUUUUUUUAUUUCUAUGACAGCACUUUCUGAGUUAAAUAGCACUGCAUUACCAUUUAUUUAACACAUGCAGUUUUGUAUUUUAAAAAUGUUUCUCUUGCAUUUUACAACAACAAAGAAUCCAAAAAUAUAGAUUUAACUGUGUGUAAUGUUUCUGCAUUUUGAGUACAAUUAAAUAAUUUUUCUGUUCAUGCGUGAAAUGUAUUUAAGCUUUUUGUGUGUUGGAAGUUUUGUUUUAAAAGUAGUUUAAAUGAUAAAUACAAUUUAAAGGAUGUUUGUUUCUGUUUCAGUGUACUUAAAAUAAAUUAGGGCACAAAAAAUGUUUAAGAAACAGGCAUUUAAUUUUGCUUUCUUUCUUUCUUCUUUUACAGACAACCUGAUUAUAAUUCUAACAACCACCUAAGGUAAAGUCUUUAAAUUCCUUAUGAUUUUAAAUAACAUUAAAGCUUUAAUUUAUAGUUGUUUUCUGUGUGUGUAGUGACUGCCUGUCCUGUACAGCUGACGGCGGUGUGGUUGCUACUGCAUGUAACUUGUCAAAGCUUUUAGUGUGGUGAACCUCCUUAAUUGCAACAAUACAUGUUCAAGCGGUUUGGCUUGUUUGAUCAGCAGCCCUAAAAGCUCAAAACAAGACCGCAGGGUUUGGAUAUGGGACAACAGGGGGGCCAGAGUGCAAAGUCAUCGCAGAGCCGAGUGGAUAGCAGUGGCCAGGAGAGGGGAAAAAAAACUACUGUAAAAAUGAUUUUUAUUGAUUGGUUCGUAGCAGCAGCUGUUAGGCUCCAUUAUGAGCUCAAAGCCCAGGUCAGAGCCCUGAGGCGGACAAGUGAACCAAUCAAAUGGUCAGCUACUAAACCAGCCAAUUCUGAGGGUCCAAUUGAGAGAGCAGUUGGCAACAGCCUGCCAGUCUGUGUUAGACUCACCGCAUCUUUCAUCAUCACUUUCACUCUAUGGCUUUUAUAGAUGAGGUCGUCUGCUGUCUCUCGAUAUAACCAGCCAUCCAUCACCUGUGCUUGCUUCACUGGCCUUUACCUCAAAACUUUGUCACAAGCAGACUGAGGGUAAAAUGUAGUUUGUUUUUUUUUUUCUUCCUUUUUCCAGCAAAGUCCUUGAACAUCACACACUUUUAUCUGAGAAUGACCUGAGGAAAAAGACAAAAUAAAAGCCCCCAAAGCAAAGUGUUUCAAAUUGAGGAGCGUACUUCUCCUCACAUCUUCUUUCACUGCAGGGUUCAGCCGUUGGCCUGGCUUUAAGUCGAAAAAGUUUACACUGUUUCUAUUUCUGAACAGAGGAAAAUUUUAAUAGAGGGUAUAAGAGAAUAAGGAUAAUUAAUUAAACUAAUGUCAUUUAUUGAAUUGACAGUCAAGUUAAGAAUAAUGAUGUGGAAGAGAGAUGAUUAAGAGGUUACAUGUUUAAAUCAUUGAGAGAUUAGAAGAUUACCUCAAAGCUCUGUUUGUAAAACCGUGAAUGAAAUAAAACAGAACAUUUCAAAGUGAAUGAGUUAUCUAAAGUAUCUGUGGAUAGAUUUUUCAACACUAAAAGGUUAUUAUCCUACUUAAAGCAACACAUCAAAAUAAUCUUUCACAACAUCCAGGUUUAAAAUACUGUUUCUGCACCAUGUGCCUCAUCUAAAUCUAACUUUUGGACCUCCAAUAACUGAUGUUAUUGUUCAUUACAUGGUAAAGUAUGGAGAGUUAUUAAGGAAAGACAGAGAACAGGAGAGGAGAUGAACUGUUACACCGGGUCCUGACCCAGAUCCCAGUCCUGGCACUAAUGACGCCCUUUAGGCAUGACGCCAGGCUCUCAUUAAGAACCAGGCCUCAAACCCCCAACUCCUCCAUGCAACCCUCAGCUUGGCCUUCCUUGUGCCUGCAGCCGGCCUCAGAGGGUCUUACCCCAAACUCAUACAGGCUUGUAAGUGUUGUGAAGGCGCUCUGCACAGGUGCACCGUCCCAUGUUUGCCCCCCAGCACUGGACCCCGCUAGUGCCUGGUACUGCACUGGAACUAAUGAGUAGUGGCAGGUACAGUGAGAACAGGGUAUCUCAGGCCUCCCUGCAGUUAGGUUAGUGGCGACGCUCAGCAUAGGCAGACAACAAAUACGCUCUUAUGAUACACAUAUGUGCAUAAUAAUAAAUAAAGCACUCUUCAGUGCACACCCAAGUUUAUCUCAGAUAUUCUAGCACUUAAUUUCUGUGAGUUUGUCCUUAAUAAAGAGAAACUAGAAGGUGAAGUUUAUUUUAAAAUUCUUGUUUAUAGGAUAGUCAGAUUAGUUAUUUUUAUCUGUCUCCUGAUCACAACAGAUUUUUUCUUUUGUGUUUACUGCCUUAAGAAAUUCUCUUUUUCAUCUACCUACAGAUUUAAGAAAACCCUGGAAUCCACUGAAAUGAGCCCCGCCAAAAAGAGAGAAAGAAUAUAAAAUUCUAUCUUCGUUUCCAUCACUUCAACACGUCUUCAUACACGCAGAGAACCAAUCAUGUCCAAGGACGAUGCCUGUAAAGUGACAUCUGCCAGCAAACACAAGGAGCGGAAGCCCAAGAAGCCUCACUAUAUUCCUCGGCCAUGGGGCAAACCCUACAACUACAAGUGCUUCCAGUGCCCCUUCACCUGCAUGGAGAAGUCCCACCUGUACAACCAUAUGAAGUACAGCCUGUGUAAGAACUCUCUCUCUUUGCUCAUUGAGUCAGACUGGCCUUACAAAAAAGGCAAUAUCCUGCAUCCUGAACAGCUAAGACCCUUUCAGCAAGCACACGGCGUUCACACCAACGGGAAAGAUGGGCUGGAGCAGGUAACAGGGACCGAGGAGAGGCAAAGACAGCGCAGGGUUGUGGAGGACGAGGGUGAAGACAAGGACAGCCAGGGAGCAGAGGACGAAGAGGAGGGAGGCCGAGGAGAUGGAGUAGAGUUAAGAAAGGAGAGCACAGGGGAAAACCUUAGUGAAGACACCACAGAGAGUGCUACCAAGAAAACCAGACAGCCAGAGUCAGAGUUUUUGAUGGCUGACAUGCUCUCCCUUGAGGAUCAGCUGUUACGAGCACGCUCAGUAGAGGUAGAGGCUCAGCUGAAACAGUAUAAGCUAUCCAAGACGUGUCUAACAGCUCCUGGCUUGUUGUCCGAGCAGUGGCGACUGUUGGCAUCCAGCCACACUAAAGCAAAAGCUGAGGGUGCUCAGCCCCGCGUAAGUACUUCAAUUCCCUGUUACCCUCCUCCACCAAAUCUGGUGGAUUACCAGGAUCCUACCGGACUCAACCUGUCAAUGCUUGGGGUGGGCUACCCCAUCAGCCCCAGCCUUUUUUCCUACAUGAACUCAGCUCUUCCCGCUGCAGCCACGAGUGUCACUGCUCAGACACACGCACAGCUUGCCCAGCUGCCAUUCCUGGCAUCUGCCGCUCAGCUGAUGCACCCAACCUCUGGCACCCACACAGACAGGACUCUUAUUACCCCUCGACUUUACUACCCUUUUUUGUGUGAGCACACAUUCGGGCCGGCCUCCAGUCAGAAUGAUGCCAACAAAGUUCUUAAGACGUCCACAAACAGUCUGGAAGUGAAUCCACUGUCUAGCUUCCAGCCUAAAGUGAAUCUGUGGAAAGUGCCUGCCUUACGGCCGGGGACCACCGCAGUCUCCUCGGCUGGCUGGGUUUCACCUCAAGGAGACCCCGCUGACCAAGGCUUUAGGCUGGGGGAUAAACCACAGACUACAGCUAAAGAAGGUAGAGCAAGCUGGGGUGUCAAGAGGACUGGGGCGCCACUGGGGAACAACGAGGCACCUGUGGAAAAGAAGCCGGCCGUGGGUUUUCCUUUGGACCUCCUGAAGAAUAUUCAAACUGCAUCAACUCUCAAUAUGGCAGCAGACAAACUUCUCUUCCCUGGAAGGUAAGGAUUUCCACUAAAAGUCCUGAUUUAAUUAUAAGUAUUGUGAAACCAGAGGUAGUUGGAUUAAAUUACUCAAUGUUACCAUGUCUCAGCUCUGACAGGGAAUUAGCAACUGUAUGGAUGUUCAAAUUUGGUGCACCAAAGUCUUUCUGAACCGCACUUUUUGGAUGGUCACACAGCUGUACAACUUCAAGUUUCUAAUACAGUUUUAUCACGCCCCUGUUUGCCAAGUACUUUAGAUGAAUCACUGUAAAUAACAACAAAGAGUCCAGACUAGACCUGCGUCAAAAAAACGUCAAAAGGCUUUUUACUUUUGGUGCAUCAUGAAGAUUUUAUUGUCUGUAACUUGAUAUAUUUACAUAAGGUCUUUAACAUCUCCUGUUCUUAGUUUGCAGGAUGCUCAGCUUCAGAGGCGGACCAGUGACCUGUGGUACAAUGAUGCCCUCACCAGUCCCAAUAGCGAAACCUCCUCUCUUUCUACCAACGGGGGACCAAACAGCCACGACUCAACUGCCACUCAGAAUAUGGCAGAAGGGGCUUCACAGUCAGUAGUGACCCUCCUUGGUGACCUCUCCAAGGCACUGCAGGAGUAUCAGGAGGCUGAACGCAAAAUCUCUCACCUAGAGAAGGAGGAUCUUCCUGCCCAGCGACAUCUCUGGGAACAUCUAAGCAAAAUCCGUAGCGAGCUCUCUCAUAUUCACCAAGCACUGGAGCGGACCGCUCGCCAGAGUGAUGGGCCUCUGGAUCUGUCAGUCAAGAAGGGCUCAACAGAUUCUGUUGCUGAUCACAGUUUGAGAGAGGAAGUCAGCCUUAAAGACAAUACGACUGAGACGGAAGAUGAGGAUGAGGAGAUGGAGGAAAAAAAGGAGGAUGAAGAGAAUGAGAGUGAGAGGAAGGCCAUGAAGGCGUCGUUGGAGAGUCGUAAGCAAUCAUUAGACCUGCUGAUCAAAAUGAGUCAGGCAUCGCUGGUGAACACAGACGUUCUCUCUUCAGGUGGUCUUGGCAUGAGGCCUUCUUCUGCUGAGGCAUUGUGGCCAAGCAGAACCACAAAGUGUGAGGCGGAUUCAAGUGUCCUGCUCUGCCCUGACGGUCGCUCAGUAGUGUUUACUGACAUCCCCUCCUCUGCUAAGACCCCAAAGAGACCCUCGUCUAUACAGCGACUAGAAGCCCAGUGUCCUCCAAGUCCACUGACGGCAACUGACAAUUAAACACAUCUUCUGUAAUGUGAAAUAACUUGUUACAAUGCAGUUGUUUUCAAUUUUUACUGGCAUGCCUUUGAUUUUCAUUGGCUUGAGGAAACCGUCACUUCUGUUUACAAAGUAAGUGACAAACCUCAAACGUUUUGCACCUUAGAGGAGAAACAGAAGAUGAAAGACAUCUGAAAAAAGUCUUUCAAAUGCACUAUGGACAUUGAUUGUCAUGGUAAGAUUCUCCUGAUAUAGUUAAAAAUAUAACCUCAGCACUUAUCAGAAUUACCAACAGCGUCACUGGAACAAUCAAUAAAAAUGAUGUCGACAGACAACACUUUGAAUGGAUUUGUUAAUAUUGUAUUUAAAAACAUGUACAGAAAAUGACUUAAAGGGUAAAGGGUUUUAUAUGGAUGAUGUCAUGUCAGAUUGCAUUAUUUCACUUGAUAAUAACAAAUUGUAUAUACACACUGUAUUUAUUUGAAUAAAGAUUAAAAAACACA